Molecule: messenger RNA, 3951 nt
Organism: Chelonia mydas (Green sea turtle)
Lineage: Eukaryota; Metazoa; Chordata; Testudines; Cheloniidae
Product: endothelial zinc finger protein induced by tumor necrosis factor alpha
Exons: 3
Coding region: 250-2487 (745 amino acids)
Biological process (GO): regulation of transcription by RNA polymerase II
Molecular function (GO): RNA polymerase II cis-regulatory region sequence-specific DNA binding; DNA-binding transcription factor activity, RNA polymerase II-specific
Source: RefSeq, a predicted model, not a curated record
CUUCCUGGGUCAGCGCCGCGGCUGCAUCCGCGCCCGGCCCCGCUGCUGCGCCCGGCCCGGGCGGGGGGAGCCCGGGGGCCGCGCUGGGCUGGAGCCGCCCCUGGGCCGCGCAGCGCCGAGCUCCGCCGGGGGAGCUGCUGAGCCGGGGCCGGCAGCAGAUAUUCUCCUGCUGCGUCGCACGCCCUGAUCUCGCCUGUCCCCGUCCCCCGAGCAGGAUUUCUCAUCCCUGGGCCCGACGCGCUCUCCCGGAUGGAGCGAGGGGCAGAGCUGUGGGUCCCAGGCCCCCGGGGUGCUGAGGAGACCCCGAGAGACGCCCGCACAGGUGAUGGGCCAGCAAGCGAGGCCGAGGAGGGGGAUCCCCAGCCGGAAGGGCGCGAGCGAGCGGAGCCACACGGGAAGUUACCGGGACAGCCCCAGGAGAAUGGUCCGCCGAGCCCCGGAGCCUGCGAGAGCCGAUGGGGAAACCCUGCGGGGGAGAGAGACGCGGACCCGGCUCCCCGCAGGGUCGGUGACAAGGGGCUGGACGAAUCCACGAUCCGGGCAGCAGGGACGCCCCACAGCUCUGCCCUGGCACCCCAGCCGCGGAUCUGCACCCCAGCGGGACCGCCCGGGCCCCCGGCCCCUGGGCGGCAGUACGCCUGCCCCGAGUGCGGCAAGGCCUUCGGGCAGAGCUCCCACCUGACGCAGCACCUGCGGAUCCACACGGGCGAGCGGCCCUACGUCUGCCCCGACUGCGGCCGGGCCUUCAGCGCCAGCUCCAACUUCCUGGCGCACCGGCGCACCCACACGGGCGAGAAGCCCUACGACUGCGCCGUGUGCGGGCGCAGCUUCCGCGCCAGCUCCACCCUGCAGCGGCACCGGCGGCUGCACACCGGCGAGCGCCCCUACCGCUGCGGCCACUGCGGCCGCACCUUCUCCCAGAGCUCCUCGCUGGCCAAGCACCGGCGGCUGCACACCGGCGAGCGCCCCUACCGCUGCGGCCAGUGCGGGGAGGCCUUCGCCGUGCCGUCGGGGCUGGCCGCCCACCGGAGCCGGCACACGGGCGAGCGCCCCUUCGCCUGCCCCGAGUGCGGCAAGGGCUUCCGGCGCAGCUCCGACCUGGUGCAGCACCAGCGGGCCCACACGGGCGAGCGGCCCUUCCGCUGCGGGCACUGCGGCGCUGGCUUCAACCUGGCCUCCACCCUGGUCAACCACCAGCGCAGCCACACCGGGGAGCGGCCCUACCCCUGCCAGCUCUGCGGGGCCAGCUUCGCCCGCAGCUCCACCCUGGCCCGCCAUCGGCGGGGCCACGGGCCCCAGGGCACCGCGCCGGGCGGGAGCCAGCAGGCAGAGCCCACGCCCGCAGGGGAGGAGCCAGGCCCCCUGAAUCAGGGCUCCAGCCCCCUGCCCCAGCGGGACUCCCUAGGUCACAGCUCAGAGGACACCCUCACCCGGCAGGGCCCUCUGGGUAACAGCUCCCAUCCUGACGCCCAGCAGGCCCCCACAGGUCAUGGGUCAGAUCCAGCCCCCCAGCAGGGUCCCCUGAGCCAGGGCCCCACGGGUCAUGGGUCAAAUUCUACCCCUGACCAAGGUCCCCUGAGCCAGGGCCCCACGGGUCAUGGGUCAGAUCCCACCCACCAGCAGGGUCCCCUGAGCCAGGCCCCCACGGAUCACGGGUCACAUCCUGCCCCCCAACAGAACCCCCUGAGUCAGGGCACCAUAGAUCAGGGUCCGGCCCCCCAGCCUGGCACUAUGGGUCAUGACUCAGAUCCUGCCCCCCAGCAGGGCCCCCCGGCUCGGCCCCCCGCCCUCCAGCCGGGCGAGCGCCCCUACCCGUGCCUGGUGUGCGGGAAGCGGUUCUCCCGCAGCUCCAACCUGGUGGCCCACCAGCGGAUCCACGCGGGCGACAAGCCCUUCCGGUGCCCGGAGUGCGGGCGGGGCUUCCUGCGGGGCUCCAACCUGCGGACGCACCGGCGGCUGCACACGGGCGAGCGCCCCUACCCCUGCCCCGAGUGCGGCAAGCGCUUCGGGGACACCUCCGUGCUGGUCAAGCACCAGCGCAUCCACACGGGCGAGCGCCCGCACCGCUGCCCCGACUGCCCCCGCCGCUUCAGCCAGGCCUCGGACCUGGUGGCCCACCGGCGGGUGCACACGGGCGAGAAGCCCUACGUCUGCGCCGAGUGCGGGCGCAGCUUCAGCCGCAGCUCCAACCUGCUGACGCACCGGCGGCUGCACCGCGGCGAGCGCCCCUACCCCUGCCCCCAGUGCGGCAAGAGCUUCGGCCAGAGCUCGGACCUGCUGCAGCACCAGCGCACCCACACCGGCGAGCGCCCCUUCGCCUGCGCCCAGUGCGGCAAGGCCUUCAGCAAGGGCUCCACCCUCACCGGGCACCAGCGCAUCCACACGGGCGAGCGGCCCUUCGCCUGCACCGCCUGCUGCAAGCGCUUCCGGCACAGCUCCCACCUGACGGCCCACCUGCGGGUGCACGCCCGGGCGCGGCCGCUCUGAGCCGGGGACCCCGGCCCUGCCCCUGGCUCCCUCCUGACAGCCCACCUGCGGGUGCACGCCCGGGCACGGCCGCUCUGAGCCGGGGACCCCCGGCCCUGUCCCCCGGCCCCCUCCUGACGGCCCGCCUGCGGGUGCACGCCCGGGCGCGGCCGCUCUGAGCCAGGGACCACCAGCCCUGCCCCCCGGCCCCCACGGGACUGCCCGCCUGCGGGUGCAGGCCCGGGCGCAGCCGCUCUGAGCCGGGGACCCCCGGCCGGGACCCCCGGCCCCCAUGGGACUGCCAGCCUGCGGGUGCAGGCCCAGGCGCAGCCGCUCUGAGCCGAGAAUCCCCGGCCCUGCCCCCGGCUCACUCCUGACUGCCCGCCUGCAGGUUCACGCCCGGGCGCGGCCGCUCUGAGCCGGGGACCACGGCCCUGCCCCCGGCCCCCUCCUGACGGCCCGCCUGCGGGUGCACGCCCAGGCACGGCCGCUCUGAGCCGGGGACCCCCGGCCCUGCCCCCUGGCUCCCUCCUGACUGCCCGCCUGCGGGUGCAUGCCCGGGCGCGGCUGCUCUGAGCCGGGGACCCCGGCCCCACGGCACUGCCCAUCUCUGUGCACGCCUGGGAGUGGCUGAUGUGAGCUGGGGGAGUCCUGGGGGGUGCCAUGUACUGCCCCACAGCCACAUCAGAGGGUGCAUGCUCAGGAGAGGUAGCCCUGAGACACGGCUCCCCCCAGCUCUGCGAGGGGAGUGUGGUCUGGUGGGUUAGUGUGGGGGGGUUGGGAGCUGGGAGCCAGGACUCCUGGGUUCUCUCCCUGGCUCUUUUAUAUUCUCCAAUCUCUGAGUAUAGCCUGGCUCUUAGGACUGAUUUCCCCCUCCUCUCUUGCAUUUCCCUCUGUCCCUGAGGACCUGACCCCUGGGAUUUGUCCCUGCUGGGGCUGCCCCCCAGCUCUGCCUUUGCCGCCUAGGGCUGCUUUUAGAGAUCACAGGCUCCAGGCCGGAGGCAGACGCGGGUGCUACGGGCCCAGGGCAGGGCCCUGCUCCCGGAGUCAGGUUAGCAUGGCAAGUCUCAGCUUGCAGUCAAGAAAUGGUGUCAGCUCUCUUGGACGUGGAGGAAAGCACCAAAGUGGGACCCUGGCGCCUGCCUGAGUGUGCAGAGAGCCUGAGCCCGUCACUGCGAGGGGCGUGAGCUCCUCCGUUCACCCCCUGGGGUGACGGGGAAGUAGCAGGAACACGCGGCUUCCCCUGUUCCCGUUGGGUGACGCGGGGGAGGUCCCAGGGGUGGGGAGCAGGGGCCGGCUGGACCAAACGGUUUGCAGAGAGCGGCUGGGUGCGCAGGCCCCUGUGUGGCGAUUCGUGCCCAGCACCACGGCAGCUCGUUCCCCGCCGGGGAGUCCUCGCAAAGGGGGGUUUCCCACCAGUGGGGGGCAGGGGGGGAUUCUUUUGAUUUUCCCCCUUGUGUAAAUAAAUGUGAUGAGCAGAAUUCA